AUGGAAUAUUUCCGAUUCCGACUGUUUCAAGCUUAUGAUUCCCGGCCUCUUACGACCCCAAUUUUCGAUCUUCAGAAAUCAGCAUUUAAAAACAAGGAACCAUUCGCAACACCAGUGACCACAUCCAGCUUCGGUCCUACUGCACCAGACAGCCCCGGUUGCGAUAUGUCACAGGAUGACCAAGUCACGGAAGAGAUGCUAUUUGACAGUGAGGAUCCAGACUCCAAUCGAUAUGAAGACGCCUUAUAUCGUCUGGGAGUUCGAACGGCUGACGGCAAAGAUAUCAUCUGUAUGGAUACAGACAGACUUCCGAAGAAAGAUCACUUUAAAAAUAGGGAGGAAUUCAAACAGGCCGUGAGAGAAUUGACCUCAUACCUUGAAGCUUUUAUCCUCACUUACGUGGACACGCAUCACUUUUUGAUUGUCGUUCAUGGCGGCAGUGAAAAAUGCGCCAUCAAGGAUGGGCUAGGGAAAAAGAUAUAUAAAAAACUAAAGAAUGGUUUCCUGGAUCGCUUGUCUAAAUGCAUCAUCUUCAAACCACAGAAGAAACUUAAGGCACUUGGUCUUUUCCUUCGUCCAUUUCUCAAUAGAGAAAUGAAGCAAAGGAUUGCUAUGACAAGGUCCAAAAGGUACCUUAAUGAUAUCCAAGGUAUACCGGAUUUUGUCACCAAACACCUUUAA
Messenger RNA from Pocillopora verrucosa, 681 nucleotides. NCBI's taxonomy places the organism in Eukaryota, Metazoa, Cnidaria, Anthozoa, Scleractinia, Pocilloporidae. The record is from RefSeq and is a predicted model, not a curated record.